Molecule: messenger RNA, 1110 nt
Organism: Plenodomus lingam JN3
Lineage: Eukaryota; Fungi; Ascomycota; Dothideomycetes; Pleosporales; Leptosphaeriaceae
Source: RefSeq, a predicted model, not a curated record
AUGAAGACGCUCUCCUCCGUCUUUAUCACUGUGGUCGCACUUGUCUUGGCCGUUUACAACAACGAGUUGAUGCUCACAAAAGUGACGAGACAAAUCACACCCAUCACACGUUUCACCAACCACUUCUUCAAUUUAACCAACAACAUGUCAACCAACACCAAGUUUCGCGGUCUGCCUGUUAUCCCAGAUGAACCUCUCACUACAAAUACUCCUCGAAAGAUCGCACAGUCUUUCCUCGCAGUUGAGCAAGCAGAGGGUGCAGGCGCAAGGGUGCGGCGCAGCAUUGGAACCCCCAAGCUGCGCAACUUGACCCCCUUCCUCAUGCUCGACCACUUCACCAUACCGCCUGGCGCUGGCUUUAGUGACCAUGGACAUCGGGGGAUGACCACGGUUACAUACGUGCUGUCCGGUGGCGUAGACCACGAGGAUUUCGCCGGCAACAAGGGCACCAUAUCCGAAGGCGAUUUGCAGUUCAUGACAGCCGGGCGAGGAAUCGUCCACGCCGAAAUGCCAAGGCAAAACGAGGAUGGCACGGCGAAUACAGGAAUGCAAUUAUGGGUUGACCUCCCCAAGGAGUUGAAAUCAUGCGAACCACGAUACAGGGAUGUUCGCGCGAGUGAGAUUCCUGAGGCAACGGCAGAUGACGGCAAGGUGCAUGUCAAGAUCAUAAGCGGCAAAGCGUACGAGACAGAGAGUCUGCAAGAGUUGGCACCCACGCCAGUUUGGCUUCUCGACUUCACCGUUCAACCCGGUGGCAAAGUCAAACAGGCGCUACCAAAAGGCUGGAACGCAUUCGCCUACCUUCUCAACGGCACAACGAUCUUUUCCUCGGGAGGCGUGUCAAGACCCAUUCCGCAAUAUCACAACGUUGUGUUUGAGAAAGAGGGAGAUAGCAUCGAGGCGCAGGUUGAGGAGGGUGCAGAACAAGCUUCAAGAUUUCUACUUGUGGCUGGAAUGCCACUGGAUCAACCCAUUGUUCAAUAUGGUCCUUUUGUAGUAACGUCGAGAGAUGAGGUCAUGCAGGCAUUGAUGGAUUAUCAGACGCAUUCAAAUGGAUUUGAGCGUGCGAAGGGUUGGGAGAGUGAGAUUGGGAAGAGCAUGGCUUCUUAA